AAUAUAAAUACACAAAUUAUUUAAUAACACUUGCUAGUUGCUUCUCUUUUUCAAAACUGUAAGCAGCCAUGUCCAAAUUAAUCCUAACCUUGAUCUUAACCAUGGCUAUAUCCACCAUGGCUCAAACACCAGCGGUGCUCGACUCAGACGGAAAACCUCUAAGAAGCGGCGUAAAGUACUACGUUCUUCCAGCUGCAACCGAUACAGCCGGCGGGUUAACCCUUAUAAACAGAACGGGAUCAUGCUACGUAGGUCAAGAACCGCUCCCCACAGUCGCAACAACAGGCCUUCCGGUCAUCUUCACGCCGUUAGCAAGCGGCGAAAGUUUAAUCCGAGAGGGAAUGGAUUUGAAAGUUGAAUUCUCCGGUGUUAAAAAGUGCGGGAAAUCCGGUGGAUGGAGUAUCUUUGAGGAAGAUGUUAAAAGUUCGAGGAGAUUUAUAGUUAGUGGAGGAAAAACCAGAGAUUACUUUAGGGUUGAUAAAAAUGGAGGUCUGUAUAAUAUGGGUUGGUGCCCUAAUUGUGGUAGAACAAACUGUCCGAGGCCGAGAUGUGGAUUUGUUGGUAUUUUGACUGAGAAAUAUGGGAUAAGAUUGCUAGCUUUGGAUGGUUCUGCUUUUCCUUUUCGAUUUAAGAGGGUUUAAAUUACUUUUUUAGUUUUUAGUUUUUCCAUGAUGGGUGUAAAAAUAUGGCUUUAUUGGCAUA
Mercurialis annua (annual mercury) is the source of this 702-nucleotide messenger RNA. Its product is annotated as kunitz type trypsin inhibitor 104-like. Bases 69 to 641 code for a protein of 190 amino acids. The record is from RefSeq and is a predicted model, not a curated record. Lineage: Eukaryota; Viridiplantae; Streptophyta; Magnoliopsida; Malpighiales; Euphorbiaceae. Gene Ontology annotation, molecular function: endopeptidase inhibitor activity. The transcript has a single exon.